UCUUAAUAGAAACCACAAACAUUGGCAUCUUUUCAUUGGAAUCUUUCAAAAGCUUGUUAUACAUGAGCUAAGCUAAUAACAGUAGUUAAAUCCUAUAAACAUAUCACCAAAACUAGUCAGCGCGCGCGCGCACACACACACACACAUAAUGAGUUUAACAGUUGAAAUGUGGGUAGCUUUGAUUGUUGGAGUAGCACCAAUAUUUGUGGGAUUGAUUUGCUGGUUUUGGUACGAUAUUUGGUAUGGAAUUCCGGUUUCAAUUCGAUGCAUUGCAGAUGGCACAAAGCUUCCACCUGGGUACAUGGGCUUUCCUUUCUUCGGAGAGACGUUCAACUUCUUGCGGUACUUCAAGACUCUAGCACAGCCUGACGAUUUUAUCAACUCUAGGAAACACAAGUACGGUGAUGCAGAAAUGUUUAGAACGCAUCUCUUUGGUUCGCCGGCAAUUAUUGCAUAUUCACCGGGGCUGAACAGAUUUGUCUUUCAUUCGGAUACUUUGUUCGGCCAAAAUUGGCCAUCAAUUGAACUAAUUGGAAAAAAUUCUGUGCUAGCAGUAGAAGGGCCGCUGCAUUCCAGGCUGAAAAGCUUUAUAGCAAGAACAAUAAGUACACCUGAUGCUCUUCAAAAAGUAACACUAAUGGUACAGCCACGGGUGAUUGCUGCUCUACAAACAUGGGCAGAGAAAGGUAGAGUGUUCGGCUAUGAUGAGGCAAAGAAGUUAACACUAGCAAACAUCGGCAAAUAUUUUGCAAAUUUCGAGCCAGGUCCAAAAUUGGAUAUCCUAUCGGAGCUUUAUGCCUGGUUUGUCAAAGGAGCUAGAGCUUAUCCCAUCAAAAUCCCUGGAACUACAUAUUACAAGGCUCUUCAGUGUCGGAAGAAAGCUUUAUCCAUUUUUAAGGAAGAGCUGGAUAAGAGGAAGAAAAUCACCUCCUGGGAUGUUGGUGCAAAUGCGAAACAUGAUUUAAUGGAGGGGCUGAUGCAAUACAGAGAUGAGGAAGGAACGAAAUUGAGUGAGGCUGAGGUGCUUGAUAACAUUUUAGUCCUUCUCCUCGCAGGGUAUGAAUCCACUACUCUUUCCAUCACCUGGGCUCUCUAUUAUCUCGCCAAGCAUCCUCAUGUUCUCCACAAACUCCGGGAAGAGAACUUGCUUAGUGUGAAGAACAAACAAGGGGAUAUGAUCACAUUUGAUGAGAUUUCGAAGUUGAGCUACACAAACAAGGUAGUGGAGGAAGUCCUCAGACUGGGAAAUGUUUCUCCAAUUAUGUUCCGAAUUGCUAAGAAAGAUGUUGAAUACAAAGGAUACAAAAUCCCAAAAGGAUGGAAAGUAUUGUGCUGGAUACGAUAUCUUCAUGUUAAUCCAGAAAAUUUUGAAGAUCCGCUUACCUUUAAUCCUGAUAGAUGGGACGAUCAACCAAAACCCGGAACAUAUUUAGUAUUUGGAGCUGGUAAAAGGAUGUGUGUCGGAAACAAGCUUUCUCGUUUGCAGAUUUCCAUUUUCAUACACCACUUGGUCCUCGGUUACAGGUGGAAUUUGAUUAAUGAGGCCGCAGCGGUGAGCUAUCUCCCGAACCCGAAGCCGGUAGAUGGAGUUGAGAUUGCCAUAAGCAAAAUAUGAAAGGAGAACCGAAGAAAAAGCAAUCGCAAAAAUACUUCUUCCUUUCCAAAACGAUGGUAUUAUGUAUUACAUUAAAAAUAAUUCAAUAAAGGUGCUAUCAGAAAAAAUAAUAAUUCAAUAAGGGAAUUACCAUUUGGGGGG
This is a messenger RNA of Oldenlandia corymbosa var. corymbosa, 1756 nucleotides long. The record is from the annotation of a GenBank genome assembly. Lineage: Eukaryota; Viridiplantae; Streptophyta; Magnoliopsida; Gentianales; Rubiaceae.